CAGUGUCAAGAUGAUAAAAAUACCAGUAUCUGUGAUAAUUUCGUUGGUUUUGUUUCUGCUGUGCAGUUUUAUUCGCUCCUCAACUUCAUUGCCAGCGGUCGAUAGUGGCUUGGUGGACCUUGCUGGGCAUAAUCAACAGAAACGAGAAGUCGUAUUUCGGCCACUGUUUGUGUACCAAGAGGAAGAAGUCGAAAAAGAGCAAAACUUGAAACGGGAAGAGGAAGAACAAUGGCUGAACCAGGAAAAGGAAGAACAACGAUUUAGACAGCAAGAACAGGAGCGUGAAGUUACUACAGUACAAUCUGAUUACGAUUAUUCGUAACUUAUUACCGAAUGGAUAUCCAGACUGAG
This is a messenger RNA of Topomyia yanbarensis, 351 nucleotides long. Its product is annotated as forkhead box protein P1-like. The transcript is spliced from 2 exons. The coding region runs from base 11 to 322 and encodes 103 amino acids. Lineage: Eukaryota; Metazoa; Arthropoda; Insecta; Diptera; Culicidae. The record is from RefSeq and is a predicted model, not a curated record.